This is a messenger RNA of Daucus carota subsp. sativus, 1729 nucleotides long. RefSeq names its product mitotic checkpoint protein BUB3.3. Gene Ontology annotation, molecular function: ubiquitin binding. Gene Ontology annotation, biological process: mitotic spindle assembly checkpoint signaling. Bases 216 to 1199 code for a protein of 327 amino acids. NCBI's taxonomy places the organism in Eukaryota, Viridiplantae, Streptophyta, Magnoliopsida, Apiales, Apiaceae. The record is from RefSeq and is a predicted model, not a curated record. Gene Ontology annotation, cellular component: kinetochore; nucleoplasm; phragmoplast. The transcript is spliced from 10 exons.
UGUUUUUUCCGAUAAAACCCAAUGUUGAUGAGCGGGAAAGUUUGAUUUUUUUAGGGUCGAAACUCAAAACUGAAGUCAUCUACCGUUGUACUUGCUCCCCUUUUGUUGUUCUGUUCUCCUUCUCACAGCCACUAUUUUGACAGCCUUGAUUUUCAGUUUAUGUUUCUGAAUUAUAUGUGAACUGGGUUUUGUAUGUAAUCAGACAGAGUCCAAGAAUGAAUAGUAAUGGAGAUUGUUUGAGUUUUGGAGACAACCCAAUUGGAGAUGCUAUUUCAAGAAUUCGAUUUGCACCCACCUCUGAUAAUCUGCUCAUCUCUUCUUGGGAUUCUAAUCUUAGGUUGUAUGAUACAGAGAGCUGUAAGCUGAGGGCACAAGCUCGAACCGAAGCUCCGAUUCUUGAUUGUUGUUUCCAAGAUGAGUCUUUUGCUUUAGCUGCUUCUGCUGAUUGCUCUAUUAAAAGGUACGAUUUACAUUCAGAAUUUGAAUUUACAGUUGGAUACCAUGACGACUUAGCAACUCAUGUUGAUUUCUCUUCUGAAACAUGUCAAGUGAUCACUGCUGGCUUGGAUAGAAAGAUAAAACUUUGGGAUAUACGCUCUGCAGAGGCUCUUAAGAGCUUGAACAGUAUUCCUAUAGAAGUGGACUCCUUAUCUUUAUCUGGUGUUACUCUACUGGUUGCUGCUGGGCCAUCAGUCUAUAUUUAUGAUUUGCGCAAAUUUGAUAAAUCAACUGGCACACAAAAGACAUGUAUGGACAGCCGGAUAACCUGUGUCCGCCCAAGUAUUGACUUUGAAGAAUUUGUUGUUGGAUCAAUCGACGGACGUGUAGCGGUGAAGUCCCCUUCAACUUUUGAUGGAUAUACAUUCCGAUGUCAUCCAAAACAGAAGAAUGGGAGAACCUAUACUGUUAGAGUGAAUGAUAUUGCAUUUCUUCCAUCCAUAAGUGGUGCUUUUGUCACUGGAGAUAACAAGGGUUAUGUGAUCUUGUGGAAUGCUCGCAGCAAGAAAAGAUUAUUAGAGUUUCAAAGAUACCCCAAUGGUAUUGCCUCAUUAUCAAUAAAUUGUGGUGGGCAACUUUUAGCUGUCGCUUCAAGCUACACAUAUCAAGAAGCAAAUGAAAUAGAGAAUUCUCCUCAAAUAUUCAUACAGAAACUCGAUGAUUGCAACAUUCAGUCAUACACUGCUGGAAGCUCCAAAUAGAUUUCCUACUAACACAUCAUAAUGUUUCAAAGAAAGUGUCUUCUGAGCAGGACAGAGUCGGACCACAGUCCCAGAAACAAAUGGUUAGAACAUAUCGAUUAUAUAGCUCCUUCAGUAGAGUCAAUUGCUUCUCAAACUUACUAUAUCUAUGUCAAGAUUCCGAGUCACUCUAGCUUCUUACUACUCAGGUUCGUUUUAUCUCAGAAAUCGCACAAAAAAAAAAAAAACACUAGAUCAUGUCCUAUUUCAAGAUUCCGAUUCUUUUAACAUAUUUAUGGCCGGUUCCUCCUCCAAGAGGCAAAGGCUUCUCUGUUGUAAAGAUGCCCCAAUAGUGGCUGGUAGAAUAUUGAAAAGUAGAUUCUUCAGCAAGUGUGCAUUCUUGUGAAAUGCAUUUCUUUCAUUGUCACUUGCAGUGGCCCUUGACCUCAAAUUUGUUUGUAGCAAUCCUCAUGUAGGAUUCAGUGUAUCAGAAACUGUAUUGUAAUGUGCAACAAUACAAUGAUAUUAUCAAGUUAUCGUUUUGAGAUUGA